UAUGUGUAUGUCUGCUUUGUCUGAUUUUAGGUUUUAGGCGGUAUGGUAAAGUUUUUUUUGUAUUGUAAUUAUGAAGUAUUUUAUGUGUUUUGGAAGAUGCAUGUAUGUGAUACGAUGACUCAGGUUAAUCUAUUGGGUAUGUUGGUGUGGGGAAGAUGUGGGUCAGUUUUAUAUUUUGAAGCCAGGGAGGGGGUUGUUAUGGGAAAGAUAUUACUGUCUUGACAAGUCAUUUAAUGUAAUGACUUUUUAGUAAGCUUUGUUGACCAAGGGUAGGAAAUGUGGUUUUGAAUUUGUUUGAUAUAUUUGUUGAUGUUUGUGUAUUGUAUGUGGUGAUCAGUUGUUUCUGUUGUUACUUAUAGGGCAGAAGUGUACGGUAGGGACAAGGAUACCUAGGCAGGAAGGAUUUGGAUUUUGCCGGGGAAUACUAAAAAAGUAUAUGGUUGUGAAAACCCAAGGUGAACAUUUAAGAGGCUAGACGCCAGUUAGCAAAAUCAUUGUGUUUGAGUAAACAACAUUGUAUUAACUUCAUUUAAUAAAAUUUAAGGGGAAGAAAGUCUCUCAGACAUAACAGUACCGCAAAGCGCAAUUACACGGAAGUCCUGCAAAAAAAAAAAAAACCCCGCUCGGAGGGGGAGAAACUUUGGUAACCCUGAACGAGAAGGUGAUUGGCGCCCAGUUUAAGAGUCAUUUAAAUUUGAUUGGAGGGGGGCACUAGGCGGCAACGAUUUUUUUCCAUUGCAUGUCUCAAUCAGGUCCUCUUUCUUCCCAUAACUUGUGGUUGUUGGGUGCUCUUGUAUUGCUUGUUUCGGUUACUGUGUAAGUGAGUUGCUUGUCUAACAAUGUCUGGUCGCGGUAAAGGUGGGAAAGGUCUCGGCAAGGGAGGUGCUAAGCGCCACAGGAAGGUUCUUCGCGAUAACAUCCAGGGAAUCACAAAGCCCGCUAUUCGCCGCUUGGCUCGCCGUGGUGGUGUAAAGCGUAUCUCUGGCCUGAUCUACGAGGAGACUCGCGGUGUCCUGAAGGUGUUCCUGGAGAACGUUAUUCGUGAUGCCGUUACCUAUACCGAACACGCUAAGAGGAAGACGGUCACCGCCAUGGAUGUCGUUUAUGCACUGAAGCGUCAGGGUCGCACUCUUAGGUCUGGUGUGCUUAUAAGAGUACGCUCCAGAGAGCCUUGAGUUUAAGGAAAGCUCACUUGCCUAGUUGUCGUGAUGGCUCGUACCAAGCAAACCGCUCGUAAAUCUACCGGCGGCAAAGCUCCCAGGAAGCAGCUUGCCACCAAGGCUGCACGCAAAAGUGCCCCGGCUACGGGCGGCGUGAAGAAACCUCACCGUUACAGGCCCGGCACGGUGGCUCUGAGAGAGAUCCGCCGCUACCAGAAAUCCACGGAGCUGCUGAUCCGCAAGCUGCCGUUCCAGCGCCUGGUGCGAGAAAUCGCCCAGGACUUCAAGACUGAUCUGCGUUUCCAGAGCUCCGCUGUCAUGGCUCUGCAGGAGGCUAGCGAGGCUUACCUGGUUGGCCUGUUUGAAGACACCAACUUCUGCGCGAUGUCUGGGCGUGGAAAGGGAGGAAAAGGUCUUGGUAAAGGAGGUGCUAAGCGCCAUAGGAAGGUUCUUCGUGACAACAUCCAAGGUAUUACGAAGCCUGCUAUUCGCCGCUUGGCUCGCCGUGGGGGUGUAAAGCGUAUUUCUGGCCUCAUCUACGAGGAGACGCGCGGUGUCCUGAAGGUGUUCCUGGAGAACGUUAUUCGUGAUGCCGUUACCUAUACCGAACACGCCAAGAGGAAGACGGUCACCGCCAUGGAUGUCGUGUAUGCACUGAAGCGUCAGGGUCGCACUCUGUACGGCUUUGGUGGCUGA
Messenger RNA from Scleropages formosus (Asian bonytongue), 1856 nucleotides. RefSeq lists its product as uncharacterized. Gene Ontology annotation, cellular component: nucleosome. The record is from RefSeq and is a predicted model, not a curated record. Gene Ontology annotation, molecular function: protein heterodimerization activity; DNA binding; structural constituent of chromatin. The transcript has 3 exons. NCBI's taxonomy places the organism in Eukaryota, Metazoa, Chordata, Actinopteri, Osteoglossiformes, Osteoglossidae.